GAUCAAUUCCCGCUCAAGAUGGCGCGCUAUGGCGUGGAAGUGUCAACCGGAACACAGCUAAGCUCUCGUCAGGCUCUCGUAUAAGAAUCGCGGGAGCCGCACAUGUUCUCAGGGUCUUCUAGUUCACCUCGUCGGCAUGAUCGGUAGCGGUUGGUCAAGCAAGAUGUCCAAGUUCUUCUCAAGACCGUCAUUCAUGCGUGGAAACGAGCCGAAGGACUCGCCCUCUCCGGUAGAGAGUUCUGUAGAUCCUGAAGGGUCUGCAUUGAACGAAAAACUUCCGUCCAAGGACGACACUACUUCUACUUCCGAAAGCAACACGAGGGUUCAUGAAGAUCCAGCUCUAGCGCCGGGUGCGCUAACAUACGAUGAAGCUACGUCCGGCGGAAUGGGACAGCAUUUGGGUGUAUUCACCUGUACCAUGAUGAUCAUUGGUCGAAUCAUCGGCACAGGUAUAUUCUCGACGCCCUCCUCAAUCCUCAAUUCUGUUGGCUCCGUCGGCGCAUCUAUGAUGCUGUGGUUGCUUGGAUUCGUCCUUUCGUUCUGUGGACUGUUCAUUUGGCUGGAGCUUGGUACCAUGAUUCCUCGGUCUGGCGGAGAGAAAGUAUAUCUUGAGGCUGCCUACAAGAGACCGCGGCACCUAGCAACCAUUAUCUUUGCAACGAACGCGAUUCUCCUCGGGUUUACCGCGGCAAACUGUAUUGUUUUCGCCUCGUAUAUACUCGAGGCCGCCGGAGCUACUGUAACUCGCUGGAAUGAGCGUGGCAUCGCUCUCGGAGUUAUCUUCUUCGUGACCCUCUUGCAUGGGUUCACGCCACGGAUUGGAGUGUACCUGAUGAAUAUAUUAAGCGUGUUCAAAAUUGUCAUCCUGCUCUUCGUUGUCAUCGCAGGCUGGGUUGUGCUCUCCGGUCGCACACAUGUCGCAGAUCCGCAUGCUAACUUCAGAGAUGCUUUCGCCGGGAGUUCGCACAGCAGCUAUAACUACGCUACGGCCACGUUCAAAGUUCUGAACGCGUAUACUGGAUGGUCCAGUAUCAACUACGUCAUGAACAAUGUGAAGAAUCCAGUGCGCACGUUGAAGAUUGCGGCGCCUCUAGGACUCGGCAUUUGCGCGGUGCUGUAUAUCCUCGCUAAUGUGGCUUACUUUGCUGCCGCGACGAAAGAGGAGAUCCAGAAGUCGGGCAUCACUGUCGCGGCAUUGUUCUUCAAGAACGUCUUCGGGACACAAGCGCAGAAGGCACUGACUGUGUUUGUUGCACUGAGGAAUGUCAUCACCGUCACAUUCGGCGCUGCCCGCGUCAAUCAGGAGCUUGCAAAGGAGGGUAUCCCUUUGCCCUUCGGAAAUCGGUUCUGGGCAUCGAAUUGGCCGACGGGAAAGAGCCCUUUACCGGGUUUGAUCAUCCACCUUAUCCCUUCAAUCAUCGUCAUCAUCGCACCACCACCAUCUGUCGCCUACCCUUUCAUUCUCGACGUGGAAGGAUACCCUUCGCAGAUCAUCAACCUGUUCGUUGUUGUCGGACUAUUCUGGUUGCGGUAUAGGAAGCCCGAUGCGCAUCGACCGUUCAGAGUAUGGUGGCCACUCGCCGUAUUCUACCUGGCUGCUGCCGUGUUCCUCCUCGUAGCCCCGUUCAUCCGCCCUCCCGGCGGCAUCGGAGACACGCCUCCGCUACCAUACUACUUGUACCCCCUGGUUGGCAUUGCUAUCAUGGUUGUAGGCGUGCUCUGGUGGACAGCCUGGCGUGUCGUUCCGAGGUGGUUUGGCUACAAGUUCAUCGGGAGGAAAGAAUCCCUAAAAGAUGGCACCGUAGUUACUCAGUUCUCCUUGGAGAAAAGACAACACUGAAUGGAAUGCCGUGUUUCGCACCAGACGUUAACUUAUAUACCUGUGUCAAUGUUAGCAAUAUCUAUCUGAACGACGCGGAC
Molecule: messenger RNA, 1920 nt
Organism: Fomitopsis serialis
Lineage: Eukaryota; Fungi; Basidiomycota; Agaricomycetes; Polyporales; Fomitopsidaceae
Product: amino acid transporter
Exons: 19
Coding region: 137-1840 (567 amino acids)
Biological process (GO): amino acid transmembrane transport
Cellular component (GO): membrane
Molecular function (GO): L-amino acid transmembrane transporter activity
Source: RefSeq, a predicted model, not a curated record